This is a messenger RNA of Cinara cedri, 12297 nucleotides long. The record is from the annotation of a GenBank genome assembly. Lineage: Eukaryota; Metazoa; Arthropoda; Insecta; Hemiptera; Aphididae.
AUGUCUCUGAAUUUAUUCCAGUUUGUAAAUCCAGGAGUGAUGGUUGGUCGAUUUAGUUUCAUUAGAGGUUGUGCUCCUAAANGUCUGGGUAGCGAGUUCGUUGCCAAAUCGAUAUUGCUCUGGGUUUGUCAGCUAGGAGUUUUCUAAGCUCUGGGGAUAGAUUGGAUGAUGGAUUGUUGCUUGGUAUCAUGGUUGAUGAAUCUUUGGCUGCAACUUGUAUAUCGGUGGUAAGCUUAUUUAUUGAACUAUCAAUGUUAGAAGGGGAUUUAAACUUAAUAUUAAGUAUUGUUUUUUUUGAAAGUAUGUCUCUGAAUUUAUUCCAGUUUGUAAAUCCAGGAGUGAUGGUUGGUCGAUUUGGUUUCAUUAGAGGUUGUGCUCCUAAAUGUAGUAGAACUGGAGUAUGGUCUGAUGCUGGGUCAUUAAGAUUUGUGGCGUUUGCUGUGAAACGAUUGGGUAAGUUGGUAAUGAAGAAGUCGAUUGUAUCUGGAUGACAGUUGUCAUGGGACGGCCAAUAAGUCGGAGAGGUUGGCAUGAUAGAAAUUUUAUAAAAAUAUUUUUAAACAGAAUUUUGGUGUUUCAUUUACUAAUGAUGAAUCAUAAGUUUCUAGAAUUUUUUAAAAUUUUUAGUGAUUUAAAUUAUUUUCAUUGUCACUACUAAAUGAGUUCUAUCAUUACAAAUUAGUCUAUAAAAAAAAUUGUAAAUAUUUGUAACACCAUAAUUAUGUUUCAAAAUCACUGUCUUGGUUUUUAAAAAACAAUUUUUUAUUCUUAAUGUUAAAAUAUAUAAAAUAAAUUAAUCAUAGCUUAGUUAGUUAGCAAAAAAAAAAAAAAUAAUAAUAAUAAACAUAUUAAACCAAACUAAAGUUAUUGCAUUUGCCAAAUCUUUGUGGAACACCUUGUAUAAUUGGUUUUGGAGUUACUAUUACAGUUCGCAUAUAAAAGAACCAAUUGCUCAUAUAUUAUAUUAUUUUUUUCUAAGUGUGAUUUUAAAUAUUCAGUAUAGGUACAAAAUAUUUGUCUUAUACAGUAAUAUCUAAUUCCAGCUCUCUGUCAUUUUGUGAUUGGUGAGGUAUAUUUAUGCAUACCAGUAAUUUAACAGAAAUAAAUAUAAUGAAAUAGCAAUAUUAUACAAAAUUAUUGUGUGGUCUGAAAAAAUUUUAAUUAUGCAAUUUUUUCACAUUAAGACUGAGUAUUUGGUUUUUAUAUUGUAUUGAUCAUAACAGUUGCAACUUACACUAAUAAAUCUGGAUAGAUCAAUGGGUACAGUUUGAGAAAGACAGAGAUCACUAGCUAUCAUAUAAAUAACUAUAAUAAUUGCAUUACUUGCUGAUCUGUUCUACAGUUAUUUUUCAUUAUCUUCUCUGGUUAUCUAUAAAAUAAGAUCUUAAAUGUUUAAUUAUUCAAAUACAAAACUGAUGCUUUUCAUUGAAAAAAAUAAUAAUUUUUUAUUGGCUAAUUUUGAGAAUGUUUUGGGGAGUAUAGAAAUUUUAGAUUUUGGAGAUAAAAUAAACAAAAUAUUUCUUCUAAAAUAAUGCAGAAACUCCAUCAAGACCAAUAGAUAUAUUUAAGUUAAAAACCUCUAAUAAAUUAAUAUUUACAGUAUGUCAUGAAAGAAAAGAGUUAUUUAGAUAUUUAAUAUGUAAAUGUUUUUACUAAUGUGGUUUAUGGACAUUUUAAAAAUAAAGCUUACAUAAAUUUACAAUAUCAUAACUAGUAUUAAACUCUUUAUCAUAGUAUAAAAUGAAUGCAAGUAUAGUCUGUAUUAAAUAAGAGUACACAAAUUUUCGUGCAGUCUUUAAUUGGUACAGAUGAUAAAUAUGAUAAUGAUUUUGAAAUUUAUAAAACUUCCAAAAAUAUUUGGGAUAGACAUUAACAGAACACAAGAUGUUAUUAAUAUAAACGUUAUAAUCACGACAUCUUAUGUAUUAUUACAUUUAUUAUAAAGAAAAUACAAUUUUGAAUAAAAUUUGGUGUUAUUUAAAUUUAAAAAAAAAAAAAAUUACCAUUUUGUUUUUGUUUGAUUAAUAAUCUAAUCUUAGCUCAUUAUUGAGCCAUAAAAGGAGGUUUAAUUUAUUUCUACAAAUUUUAUAUUUUACUCGGAAAAUGUGAUUUUGAGAUUAUUGAAUUUAAUUACCUAUUUAAAAAAAAAAAUUAUGCAUCAUGUAAAACCAUUUUCACUCUUAUCGAAUAAUUAUUUUUUUCAUAAAAUCAUAUAUUAUUAUAUUAGGUAAUUUAAGAAAAAAAUCUAAUUCCAUUUGUUUGACAGCAUAGGAAAAUUGUCCUCUCCAUUACUUGAAAUAAAAUAUAAUUGUUAAAUUUAUUAAUUUUACCACCAUAUUUGUAAAUUUUUAAUUCGUUUUGACGUUUUUUGAGAUUCUCCUGAAAAGUUAAAACUUUCAAUUUACGACCUUUACGAAUUAGAUUGCCAAUAUUUAUUGAAUGAUAAAUGUGAGAAGAGAAAAUAUUAAUAUUAUUAUUGAUAUCAGAAUUAAAAAGACAACCAAUUAAUAGAACCUAAAUAGUUAAUAAUAGAUAUAUAGUGACUAAAUUUCCAAAUAAAAAACAGAUUUUAAAUGUACAAAAGAUUUAUAAAUUUAUGAUACAUCAACUAAAGGACAAAUGAAAUUGACAGGAAUUUUACACAUACUUUUUGUAACAUUAACAGAUAAAGAGUUUGAUAAAAUAUAAUCCAGAAGAACAUUAUUUUUAUUAGACAUAAUUAUAUGAAAAAUCAAAAUAUGAAUUAAAUGUGAAAAAGUAGAUGAUGGGGUAAAUGAAAAUUGCCUAAUAAUAUAAAAUCUGUGUUUAGAUAUUUAUUAUAGAUUACUUUGACAAAAUCAAAAUACAUAUUCUGUGAAAACCAUUUCAUAAUAGUGAUUAAGAAUAUAAAUGAAACUUAUAAUAAGACUAAUUUGAGGUAAUCUAAUCAGAAUGCAAUUGUAAUGCAAUUAAAACUGCAUUACAAUUGUUAUUUAUCAGUAUAGGUUUAGAUAAGAUAGUAUUAUGUAAAGCAAUAAGAACACCAUCACCUUUAAAAAGUGUACUUGCUUCAAAUGUUUAUCAUACCUGUAAACAUUAUAUCUAUGAAAACCUAGUUCGGAUGAUUCAAUAUUGUUUGAUAACCAUAGUUCUGUAAAAACAACUAUAUUAUGUAAAGAAUUUGAAAUUUGAGUUCUUAAAUUAUUAAUUUUAUUAUUUAAUCUAUGUAGAUAAGUACCUACAUAUUAUACGUACCAGUUCAUAAAUACAUAUUAGUCUUCUUUUCACUCAAAGUUAUGACUUGUUGCUGCAAAUCUGAAUUUUCACUGGUCUGUUCCAUAGAUCACCACAGAGGCAUACUGGAUGUCCAUCACUUCGCCUAUAAAUAACUUCUACAAUCAUAAUAUUCCUUACAUUUAUUUAAUACAUAUUAAGUUAUGUAGUUUAUUUAAAUUGUUCAACUUUUCCUACCUUGAAUUCCUAAUAUAUAUUCAUAUAUUAUUAUAAUAUAGUUUGUAUAAUAAUUGUGGUUAUUAAAUAUUUAUACUUGAACAUCUCAUUAUACUAAUGGUAUUUCCAACUGUAAGAAUUUGAAUUCAUCAUAGGGUUAUUCUAAAAAAUAUUUAUAUUGAAAUUAUAUUCGAUAUAUUCAUUUUCAUAAGUUAAUAGUAUUACGUGCAUUGUCAUUAGUUUAUACCAAUAUUUUUCAAUAUCUUGCUUCGAUUACGAUUUCCUCUAUAACCUCUACAGAUUUCAGAUUUUUCAAUAAUUUGGGCCACAUAUUUUAAACAAUGUCAUUAAGUUAGCAAUAUUAUUGUUUGAAAAAAAACAGAGUGUCAAAUUCGAAUUGUAUUAGCGCAGUAUCACAGUAUCAAAAUUAUUUUAGAUUCUUAAUCAAGGUACAAAAAUGUAGCAUUCCCUAUAGACAGUUACAGUGAACAUAUAAAAAAAUUGUACGUACCCACAUUGGUUUUUGCAUUUAUUAUUUGACAAAAAUUAGGUAUUUUUAUUGAGGUAUAGUUCCACUAGUUCCAAACAAAUUUUUAUCAAACGAUACGAGUAAACUUGUUUCUUAUCAGGUAAGACGAUUAGGCGAGUUUCUCAUCAGUAAAUAUCAAUUUAAAAAUAAACGUUUGUUUUAAAGUUUGACUAUUUAAGUUCAAUAAAAUGUUCUGUUUCUAUUAUGGUUUAAAAUAAGCUGUUUGUUUUAUAAUUACAAGUAUAAAGUCCGAUAGCUUACGACCAAAGCAUCCACUUACAAGUUUGAAACCUUGAUUGAUGUAGUAGUAUAAUGCCAACAGUGAUUUAAAAGUAAUAACAACGAGUUAUGACUUGUUACUAAUAUAUUAUAUCACUCAAAUAAUGAAAUCAAAUCAGCAUUAAUUAGUAUUUAUACAGAUAUCAUGACAAAAUGUUACGUGUGUGAAGUUAGGGGACCAAAGCUAGGAGAUUGUUUUGAUAAGAAACAAUGAAAUAGCGUUGUUGUUGCCUAUACCACAGAAAUUAAAGAAGUGAUAAUCUACAAAGCAAAAGCAAUGAAUAUUAUUACAUUUAAACACUAGAUGGCAUAAGUGUGCUUUGUUCGUGUGUUAGUAAUAGUUAAACUCAGCUAUUCUAAUAAAACAAGUUUGAUUAUCUGCGUAUUACAAUUACAUAAUAUGCUAUAAAAAAAACUAGUCAUAUGUGUACAUCUCUGUGCUAUAAGCGAUCGACUGCCGCCGGAGAAUACUGGGAAACAUAUUCCUAAAAUAGUUGGUAACAUGUUUAUAUUAAACCCUGAAGCUGCUUACACACGGAGUGAUUCAACCGCCAGCGGUCGUGGUCGGGCGGUUUGAAUAGAUAAGAAACCGCUACCACUGGUGGCUUACACACAGAACUGUUUUCCUUGAUAAGACUGCCUUGUAGUUUUUUAUUUAUUUUAGAAAUAAAUAGAGUUUCUGUCUUUUUAUUUUUUUCGGUGCCCAUAUAAUUUAUAUAUUAUAUACAUUGGUAUAAUAUACAGUUUAUGUUAAGAACAUAAAAUGAACGGGAUUAUAGAUGAUGUUAAAACCAUAGCUAUGGCAUAUGCGCUGCAUAAACGCCACUAAUUAAAAAAAAUAAUAUCUUUUACAAUUGUAAAUUUUAUGGCACUACGAGCAUACCCUGGAGAUUUUAUAAAGUAGUUUGUUCGUAGGUACUUGUAAAUAAUCAAAUUGUGUUUCAGUAAAAUAAAAUAUUAAAUAAAAUAGCGUAUCAAUAAUCGUGCCAGUGAUAGACAGAAACAAAAAUGCAGAACUACCGCGGUCAGAACGCUACGUGCGUACGGGCCUAUUGGGAAUACACAGUCUAUUCUUAACUAGCGGUCGCAGUCGACGGCUUGAAAAUCAAACACGAGCGGCGACAGUCUAUCGACCGCUGUCGUAUGAAUGAUAACAUUUAAUCAAAUGUGUUUAAUUUUCGGGCGAUCUACAGCGACUGCGACCACUGGUGGUAGAACCGCUCCGUGUGUAAGCAGCUUUAUCAUUAUAGUAUUUCUGCGACUCUGAUAUCUGUCGUAAUGUCGUAACUCGUAAGCUAUAAUUUCGAAACUAAUUUAGUCCAUUCAAUUCCGACUUAAUCUUAAAUCGGCAAUAUACAGAUGUUUGAAACAAAACAAAUUGAAAAAUUUGCAUGAACCAGUAAUAAAUUAACAGAUUAUUGUCACAAUAAUAAUAAUAAUAAUGUGCUAUGGAUAGUAUUGUCCAAAAUUGCUGUGGUAAUUUUAACUCUGGUUGCGUUCCACUUGGACGCUUCAAGCACUUUAGCACUUUCGGUGCGUUCCAUUUGGCACAUUAAAGCGUUCACGCUACAAUCGUGACGUUACCGAAUCCAAGCUCUACAACAUCGUUCCACGCUCAUAAACGCUCGAACGAAAUAGAUAGUGCAGCUUAAGCGUUUAUGAUAUCUUAUCAGUUUAUCACGCAGUGACAGCAGCUAAUCAAUUUAUUAUAUAAAUUUACAAGUUUUACUAAUGUGAGCAAAACAUCUGAUUGAUUAAUGUAUAAUUUAAUUAUUUCAAUACAAUAUUCAUAUUUUAAAAUGAUAUAUCGACAUGUCUGUGACACUUAUGAAUGUAAAUAUAAUGACACAGCAUUGUUGCACACUCAUAAUAAUUAACCCUUCGUUCAUUCGAAUUAUUAUUUAUGUUACAAAACGUUGGCAAAUUAAUAAUUGAAAAAAGUAUUCACGAAAACAAACAAAAUUUGUGUACCAUGUUAUUAAUUUCAUUUUUAAUAACAAUAAACACAGUCUAAGCGCUCAUGAAAACUCGAAAAUUAGUUCGAAAACUCAACUCGAAUUAACUCUGAGUAAAGUAGUUAAGAGCAGUAAAGAGUAGUUCUUUUUUUUUCUUUAAUUUUUUUUAUUUGUUUUGUUUUUAUAUUAAUGAUAAUCAUUAAUGUUUAACAUUAUAAAAUAAUAAAAUACAAAACUUUUACUUAGGUCUUUUACUAAUAUCGAACACUUUUUCGUAACUUUAUUCAUAUUUAAUAUCUAAUUUAAUAUUAUUCCAAACAGAAAAUAAAAAACAAAGAAAUUACAUAGGAGAUAAUAAGUUCAUAGGAUAGUGUAUGAUAGAAUAAAAUAAUCAUUAUGUUUUUGUUUACAAAUUGCUAAUAUAAUUGAUUCAGUUUAUUUUAUAUUAAAAUAUUAUUUUAUAGAAGCAUCCGUCAUUUGAUUUUAGCGGGAACAUCCUUUUGAUAAGUACCAAUCUAUUAAUGCCUUUCAUAACAGUUUAUCAAAAUGUACGGUUAAUAAUUAAUUAAUCCUAGUGGUGACACUAAGUAACUUAACGACAUCCAUUUUAAUUUUGUCUUGGAAAAAAAAAGUAAAAUAUGUGUGAUAACAGUCGAACUGGGAUCACCAUGUAUUAUAAGCGCCUUGGACUGCUGUAAAUUCACAUUUUGUAUUUUCGUUUUCAGCGUCUACCUAUAUUCAUGAUUUUUAAUUGACUAGACACCCGAACUAAUGAAAUUUUAAGUUACAAAAUUGUCGCCGGGAAUUUAGAAUUGUGGAAUUGGGUGUAAUAAGUUUAUUAAUUUACAUUCUAAAAUAUGUAAUAAUAAAUAUUCACAUAAUACCUAUACAAUUACAGUAAACAUACUAAAUAUCCUGAAGGAAUUGAAAAUAAUUAAGAGUGGGUAAGGUUAAGUUAGGUUUAUGAGUCAAAUCUUUAAAUUGUUCGACUUUUAUUUAUAUAUAAUGCAUAUUACAAAUUAAUUUAGAUUCACAUUAAAUAUUUAAAUAGACUUAAGUCCUAAUUCGUAGUAUAAUAAUAAUAUACAGUCUAAGAUUAAUUCUUCGAGAAACACGUGCACAAUAGUACGACAUUAUGUUUCAAAUCAGUAUAUAAAUGGAUAAAACUACAUAGGUACUAAGUAGAAUUCUUAAAAAAACUCACAAACAUAGUUUUGGGGCUUUACAACCCCCAAAUCUUCCACAUCUAGUUAUGCCCCUGAAACUAAUACUCAAAAUAAAAAUAAUUAAUUUUUAUUCUAAUAGUAUAAUAUUGAAAAAUACAACUAAAAAUAACUUAACAUAGAUAAGUACCUACUAUUUUAAUGAAUACAUUAAUAUGUAACAAGUAUUAUUAAAUACUUUAUGAACAGUUUGCAAUUUUAUUUCCAAUUAUCAGAAUGUAUGUUUUUCCCCUAAUAGUUUGAAAAAUUAUCGACAAGAAGUAGAGUUUGAUAAGAUAAUUCAGCCAGUAACCAGUGAAAUUUCAUUCAUGACUUAGUGAGUGUAUUUAUUUUAAUGUUAAUAAGGGCACACAUUAAUAAUAAUCCAUUAUUUACAUGCUAUUAUAAUUUCAUAAUAUUAUCAACAUGUAUAUAUAACUAAAAUUUAACGAUAAACACAAAAUUCUGUCCCAAUUUAUACAGAUUUCGGACUGUCAGAUUAACAUUAACAUAAAUCUUUGGAAGUAGAUUAAUAGAAUGUUAUUAUCUGGUGUUGUUAAAAAUUGUGUUUCUAGCUAAUAAACACAUAAUGGCUAACUGAAUCUUAUUUUGAUUUUUAUUACAAACCAUUUACUGCACUAUGCCUAUUUGUUUAUUAAUUUAAAUUAUAUUAUUUUCAAUCAUUAGCAAAUGUUCAGUGAAAUUUUCAAUUUAUUGUUGAUCAACAUUCAAUAGUUUAGUAAUUAUUAAUUAUUAUCAUCCAAAUUCAUAGUGCAAUAUUGUGGUCAUUAGAUUAUUACUUUAUAUAGUCUAUACACUGUCUCGAUGUACUGUCGAUUCUCACUCGCUCUUGAACCAUUCCUCCGGCGAAUUCGAUUAAUCUUGAGCGCAUUACGAGGUAAACGGGUAAUCCUAUGCCUUGACUCAAACGCAAAGUCGGCCUUGUGGGGUGCCACAGCCACAUACAAACGGAAUCACGACCUCGAAGACUUGUUGAUCGAGGUCGGCCUGUACGUCACGAACCAUCUGGAUUUUCCAGUCGAGGUCGUCCCACUCGGGGUCUAGUCAUAUCGACGUCACGCUCACGACCCAUCCGCGAGAAAUCGAGGAUUGGGCCGUGUGUAGGGGGGAAGAUUAUUACGAUCACCGAGUGAUCACCCUGUCAUGGGGUGUUCAUGGAACGCGCGGCCGUACUAGCCGAUAUGUUGAGGCGUUGGAAAAACUCGUGAGUGAGUGGCUCCGAGAUCACCUUGCCAGUCAUUCCCCCUUGUCGGUCAGGCAAUUUGGCUUUAUGCCUAAGCGGCAUAAAGUGGAAGAUGCGAUAAACGCACUGCUCGCUACGGUACGUGAUUUGACUACCAAGUACGUUGCCGUCGUGUUCCUCGAUAUUCGGGGGGGUCUUCGAUAACGCUUGGUGGCCGUCCGUCCUAGCAACAUUGCUUCGACGUAAUACCCCGCCAGACCUAUACAAUUUCGUUAAAGACUUUUUAUCGGGUCACCGCGCGGUGAUCCGGCAUAAGUCGAUCGAAGUCGAGAAGGAAAUCUCGAAAGGAUGUCCCCAGGGGUCGGUGCUUGUACUGAUCUUAUGGAACCUCAUUUUCGAUGAGAACUGCAGUUAAAAACUUUAUGUCUUCAAAGCUGUUCCCGGAGGCGAGGUAACGUAGGGUUAUAGAUAAACGUUGACUUACAGACACAGCAUCUCGCAUAAUAAUAUUCUUUUUCUCGAUUUAUGAGGUAACCAAAGCGAGGAGUUCAUCGAACAAUUCACCAUUUAUGCGCAGAAAAUUUCGAAAAUCAUUUGGCUCACAUAUUCUCAGUUCAUUAAGUAAUAUUUCAUGAGUAUACUUUUAUCGGUCUAAAAACCAUUGUUUGGCCCAUUUCCUUGUUUUCUUUUGUUUCUCCUUCUUUUUAACACUUUUUUAAUACUUUCGCCCACGGCGAUCAAAACGUAGCAAAGUUCAACGUCACUCAACAUGUUCAAUAGGUAUACGAAAUAUUAGCAAGUACCUUACUAACCUAACUAACCUUAGCUAACAAUAUCUUGCCAAGCAUAUUGAACGUCUAUGCCCCGUUUGCACAAUAGAUUGUACAACCAUCAAUAUUACCUCUACACGGCUCAAUUUAAUUGUACAAACUCCAUGGUUGUGCAAUAAUAUUGUGCAUCUAUGGGCAGCCUCCAAUAUAUUGUACAAUAUAUAUUGCACAAUAAUAUUGCACGUCUAUGGGCCGCUUAACGGCCUUGACACUUGUCAUGACAAAAACAUGUUUUAAAUAGCUUGUACCCCCUUUUACAUAAAUUUGAAAUAAUUCAGUUUUAUUUACAAUUGUUUAAAAAUUGUACUAUAAUAUAUAUCAGUAGUACAAUAAUAAGUUGAAAUUAUUUUUUGACAUCAUUUUUUUUUAAUCCAUAAAUUGUGAUUACUGUUGAAACCCAACCACAAGAUGUACAUUUUAUUCUUGUUUCUUUUCAAAAUACGUUCGAUAAGAAAGGUGUACGGGAAAUUUGUUUUUAUAAUUUCAUGUUUAUAAAUACACCCUAAAAUUGUAUUAUUUAAACUGUCUUUUAGUUGUAAUUGGAUUUGUAAUUAAAAUUAUUGUAAACACUUCUGUUGUCUAAUGCAGUAUAUACCCUUAACUGAUGCAUGCUUACAUUUAAAUAUUCUAACUUUGUCAUAUUCUUUAAAUUUAGGUUUUCUUAUUUUCAUAUUGUUUAACUUAAAUAGUACUUUAUGUUUUUUUCUAGCUCCGAAUGACGUAUAUUUAAUCGUAAAAUGUAUAGUAUUAUUGUAUUUAGUUAUAAGUUUUGUUAUUAAAUUGUACCAAUCAGCUGAAUGUGUACUUUCAUGACUAAAUUUUCUUUUUUUAGUAAAAUUAAGCGAUUCGUAGAUUUGUAUUCGUUCGUAAAGAGGUUUAACAAUAGAUUUCCAUUUAAAACUGUUACUGAUUUAGGUUUAUUAGUUUUGUUAAUAUGAACUAGUUUGAGAUAAGAUUCCUAAAUAAUUUUCGUUAUCCGACUUUGUAACUCCUUUUGGUGUUUUUGAUAUAAUAAAAACCAAAAACCGAUUUAUGGUUAUCUACCACUAUUACAGAAUUACCUAUAAAUCUACUGGAUAUUCUCCUAUUUACAAUUUUUUAUAAUAUAAACCAUAUGUUUUAUCGUAUAUCCUAUUUUCUGAAAGGAUGUCUUUUUAUUUUUUGUAAGUAUAUUUUGGUAAACAUGUUUCAAUAGAUAUUUAAACUGAUGAUUUUUAAAUAUUUAUUUUUUAUUUAAAUAGGUUUUACACUGUUUAUUCAACCUACAGUUAUAUACUUAUUUUAAAACUUACCUACUUUAUUUUCUUAUAUUCUUAAAUAAUUUAUUUUCACGUUUGUCUUCAAAGAUAAAUCAGUGCUACCUGUUUGAUACAAAAUAAUAAAUCAUAAUUAUAAACUCAAAAUAAAUUAUCCCAUUCAAUAAAGUUUUACUAAAAAUUUUUUACAAUAAGACUCAUUUUUUUUUAAGAGCUAUAUUAAUUCAAAUUUAAUGUUUGAGGUAUUAAAAUAUUAUUAUAAAUUAGUAGACAUCUUGUAUACUCAAUUUACGAAAUGUUUUAAAUAUGUAAUAAAAAAUACAUACUUUAAUCUAAUUACUUUUAUUUAUUUAUUAAUUUGAUAGUUAAUACAAUUGUGUAAAUUUUUAAAUAUUGUUUUACAUUUUUUUAAAAAAAUAUUAUGCAAGUUAAUAAAAACUUAUUAACACAAAAAUUAUAUUAAAUAACACGGUUAAAUUCCAAAGAUGAACAAAUUAAUGUUUUUUAUUUUAAUUAGAUGAAACUAAAAUAAACUAAAAAUUAUUACCAAAAUUGAAAAUUUAAAGUUAAUUUAUAUUUUAAAAUCUAUAACUUUUUUAAGUGAUAAUAUGAAUAAUAUUGUUCCAAUAAUUAUUGAAAAUUAAUUUCUUCUAUUUCGGUGCCGCCGAUACAUUGCUCAUGCUUGAGCUGCUUGUAAUUUAGCUGCUGUACCUAUCUGUGACCACCUCUAAACUUGUUUUCUACAGUAUGAUAGCAGGUCUUACAGUAUAUGUUUCUGCCUCUUCCGUUGUAUCUUCUGUUGUAAUGAUUAUAUGGUUGCGUCAUUUCAUUUCUUUGUUGUGGUUCUUGUUGCUGCACUUGGUAGCGCUGGUUUUUAUGUUGUGGAUAUUGUGUUUUUCCUGUGUUCUGCUGCUUAUAACUUAGUGGUUGUAGCUGCUUCUGCUGCUGUUCUUGUUGCCUUUGAUUUUGUUGCUGCAACUUCUGUGAUUGUUGCAAAAGCUGCUGCUGCUGCUGAUGUUGCAAAAGCUGCUUUUGCUGCUGUUGCAGGUGUUGCAGAACCUGCUGCUGCUGUUGCAAAACCUGUUGCUGCUGCUGCUGUUGCAAAACCUGUUGCUGCUGCUGCUGUUGCAAAACCUGUUGCUGCUGCUGCUGUGGCUGUUGCAAAACCGGCUGCUGUUGCUGCAGUUGUAAAACCUGAUGCUGCUGCAGAACCUGCUGCUGCUGCUGUUGUUGACGCGGUUGUUGCGGAAGCUGCUGUUGCUGCUGCAGUUGUUGAAGCUGUUGCUGCUGCAGUUGUUGAAGCUGUUGCUGCUGCAGUUGUUGAAGCUGUUGCUGCUGCAUCUGCUGCAUUUGCUGCAUUUGCUGUUCUAAUGGAUAAAGCAUUACAACAUUUAAUGGCUGUUGUUGUAGUUGUUGUGGUUGUUGUUGUAAAUUAAAUAGCGGUCGUUGUGGAUAUAUGUGUUGUUGUUCCUGCCCCUGUGGAUUUAUUUGUAACUGUGGACGUAACUGCAAUUGUUGAGAUGACGGCCACUGUAGAACUGGCUGAAACUGUAAACGUGGCUGCAAAUGUACUCGUUGCUGCCACGGUUGUUGUAAUGAAUACGGCAACGUGA